Pipra filicauda (Wire-tailed manakin) is the source of this 4746-nucleotide messenger RNA. It is a transcript of the gene TPBG, whose product is annotated as trophoblast glycoprotein. Gene Ontology annotation, biological process: negative regulation of canonical Wnt signaling pathway. Gene Ontology annotation, cellular component: plasma membrane. The coding region runs from base 576 to 1700 and encodes 374 amino acids. Lineage: Eukaryota; Metazoa; Chordata; Aves; Passeriformes; Pipridae. Gene Ontology annotation, molecular function: protein binding. The transcript has 2 exons. The record is from RefSeq and is a predicted model, not a curated record.
UCCCUUCGCACGGCGGCCGGGAGCCGCUCCGCGGCUGAACCGCCGCAUGGUGCGGCUCCACAUGCCGCGGCUCCGCUCGGCGGCAAGGUGAGUCUCCGGCAGCACCACCUGGGCCGGGGGGGCGAGAGGAACGGGGGGCCGAGCAAAUCCUCCCGACGGGCUCCCAGGCAAGGCCUCCCGGCAGCGGCGGCUGAGCCGGAGCGCGGGGGCGGCGGGCGGGAGCCGGGCGGGGCGCGGACGGCGGCGGGGCCGCCCCUCGGGCAGGCGCGGGCGGCAGCUCCCCCUGGGCCGGCGGUGCUUGGUUUCUCCUGGCAGCGGAGGCAGGGCCAGGCGCGGCGAGGGUGGGCGCGGAGUUGGCGGCGGGGCCGGGGGCAGUUUGUGGCGGCGGAGUGCUCCGGCGGAGUUUGUUCCGCAGGCCAGGCGGGAGGUCUCGCUGCGGGAAGCGGAGCGGAGCCAGUCCCGGAGGGGACGCGCCCGAAGAAGGGACUGCCCGAAGCCGUCCCUCGCCUCGCCGCACCGCCCGGAGCCGGAGGCGCCCGGGGGCGAAAGUUGCGCGGGGGGCCGGGCCGGGCGCGAUGCCGGGGCGCGGCGCGCUCUGCCUGGGGCUGCUGCUGCCCGUCCUGCUGGGCUGCGUCUCGGCGCAGCAGCCCGGCGGCUGCCCGGACCUCUGCGAGUGCUCGGAGCCGGCCAGGACGGUGAAGUGCGUGAAUAGGAACCUGACGGCGGUGCCCCUCGACCUGCCGCCCUACGUCCGCAGCCUCUUCAUCACCGGCAACCCCCUGACCCACCUGCCUGCCGGCGCCUUCUCCGCCCAGCUCCUGCCCGACCUCAGCGCCCUCAACCUCAGCGGCAACCACCUGCAGGCCGUGGAGGCCGGCGCCCUCGCCCUGCCCGCCCUGCGGCAGCUGGACCUCAGCGGCAACGCGCUGGUCUCGCUCAGCCCGCAGGCCUUCGGGGAGGGCGGCAGCCCCCUGGAGGAACUGGCCCUCCGCGGGGCCCUGCGCGACCACGGCGUCCUCUUCAGCCUGGCCGCCUUGCUGCAGUCCGGGGCCCUGCGCAACCUCAGCCGCCUGGACCUGGCCGACAACGGACUGCUGGUGCUGCCCGCCGGCAUGUUCACCGCCCUGCCCGCCCUGCGGCAGCUGGACCUCAGCAACAACUCCCUGGUGGGCCUGCAGAACGUCUCCUUCCAGGGGCUAGGCCAGCUGCAGAGCCUCAACCUCAGCAACAACUCAUUGGCUGUGCUGUGGAACAGCACCUUGACCCAGUUCCGCAGCCUGCCGACCCUCCGGCACAUCGACCUGGACCACAACACCUGGGUCUGCGACUGCCCCAUUGAGGACCUGGUGGCCUGGCUCAAGGAGAGUGACCAGGUGGAGAGCAAAGAAGCUCUGACUUGUGCAUACCCUGACAAGAUGUUGGGUAAAGCCCUGCUGAAGAUCAACAGCUUAGACCUGAACUGCUCUGUGCCCAUAGACCUGCCUUCCCAGCUCCAGACUUCGUACGUCUUCCUGGGGAUAGUCUUGGCUCUCAUUGGGGCCAUAUUCCUCCUGGUUUUGUACUUAAACCGAAAAGGAAUCAAAAAGUGGAUGCACAACAUCAGAGAUGCCUGUAGGGAUCACAUGGAGGGCUAUCACUACAGAUACGAGAUCAACGCAGACCCCAGGUUGACAAACCUCAGCUCCAACUCAGAUGUCUGACAAAGUGCCCCAGAUGCAGGGCAGAGCACAGUACCUAUGCAUGAAAAGUAGACUUAUGCUUUACCCUCAUGCUUGCUUCCCUCUCUUCUGAGGAGUCUCAGACAUGAUUGUUACCUGGGGGGGAUAUGCCUCCUUGUGAUUUCAAGUUCAUUUUUGUUUUGAGAAGCUGGACAGCUGACCAUAACAUUCAGCUGUAUGUAGGAAACAAGCUGCUACCUAUUUUCCACCUUACCUGUCUGUACUUGUGGGAAAUUUUUUUCAAGAUGUCAGAAGAAACGAAAGAAUUUUCUCUGAUGCUCCAAAACCACCAGAGUUUAUAAAACAUUUACCGACACAGAUGUUGUUCAACAAAAGCUGCCUCAACAUUUUUGGAAAAAGAUGUUAUGUCCCUCUGUGCCAGUUUUGGUCUUGUAUAUCCGAAUCAUGAUGCGAUGAUUACAUUUCAUAGACUACCUUGAGAUUUUAAGAAAAUAACUCCUUUUAAAAGCUUCUCAUUUACAUAGGAGGAAAUCAAAUAGUGAGCAUGCACAAACACUGUAUAGUUUUACAUGUUAGAAAAUUUAUGAUCUCAGUAAGUCUCUUACUAUUUUGUAGAUAUUUUUGAUUGCAGUUUACCUGAAUCGAGAGAUUUUUUUAUACAAACUGCAUCUAAACUGCAUCUCAUUUCCUUCUGAACUGUUAAAUUCAAUAAACGGUCUUACAAGAACUGUUGCGUUUGCUAUUCAAUGAGAAAUGUAUGGACAUCUAGGAAUGUGAAUAGCGCUAUAGUCUCAGAAGUAAUACCUUUACAGUAGUAAUAUGAAUAAAAUUUUAUACGAAUGUGUAGCUUAAAGACAUAAAUGUUUGGCAGUUUUGUGAUAUAUGCUAGAAGAAUUACACUGAUCAAUGAUGGGAGCAGUUUCGUUUGGCACAAACCCCACAGUCUGCUCUCAAAGCAACUGCAAAACGUUGAGACAGAUGCUAGGGUCCGCCUUGCUGGGAAGGUACAAGCUAAUAGAAUUUUCAAAAGGCAUUCUCCAGAUUUAAAAAAAUAAUCAAAAUAAGUUGUGGAGUUUGUUAGCUAGAGAAAAUUUUACCUGAAUUGAAUUAUGUAUUAUAAAAAACCAUACUUAGGUGCCCUGAAGUAAAUUAAAUGCAGCUCAGUUGUACCGUUGGCAAGCUUUAGGCUUAUAAAUCACUGCAGCAUUUAUUAGAUUGCUAACUGGUUCCUUUUUAAGGUCUCUGUUCUCGUGAAGUUCUGUUGUGAUCUACGUCUAGUAACUUGAUGGAACUUUAUCUUAAAGCAUUUAACAGGUGCAUUUCAGUAUGGUAUGGUACUCAUGCUUCUUACUUGCUCGGGAAUGCAUUUUCUUGUAAAUAGAUAAGGCAUGCAAAAAAACACUUAAAAAUGCAUAAUUUAAUAUGCAACUCUGAUGGCAUAUAAAAAGGUUGGCAAGAAUCUUCCAAUGGCUGCCAAUAAUCAAUGCACUUUUCUGAUCUAUUUAUAGUUUCUUAAUGAAAAAAAAAUACACCAGCUGUAAAAGUGAUGUGACUUGAUAUAUAUCAGUUUAUCUGUGGAGCUUUUUCCAUGGUCACUGUUACUUGAAGCUCUUGAGCAUCUCUCAAAUUUUAUGAAUUACGGGCUAAUUCCUUUUGCUUUCAAAAGUGACAGUUUUCUCAGAUCUAUGCUUUUGGUAAGAACUCAUAAAUAUAAAACAGCCCUUAAAGCAUCAGAAGAAAUAUAAUCUCUUUAGGCUAUCAGUAUUAUUCAAAAAUAUUUUUCAUCUCUGGAACUUCAGACAAAGCAAAUAGCACAAGUUGGUUCAGAUUGAUUUUCUAUUGCUUUAAGUUGGAUUUGUUUAACGGUAGUGAAUUUUUUUAUGUAGCUUUGUGCAUUUACCCUUAAAAGGAAAAAAAGGAAUGGGUACUAAAUACAAUUGAAGUAUUGUAAAUCAGUAUAUUUUACAGUUAAUGUAAAUUAAGUGAUAGCCUUUCUCUUCUGCUGUCAUUUAAAUGUAUGAGCAAUAUCUAGUUAACAGCAUAUGAAUUAAGUUUGUGGAUUCUUAAAAAGCAGACUGCCAGUCUGAAUAUUAGCUGCCCGUAUUUUAAGAAUAGCGUAAAAACACCAGUGUGAAGAACUAUUACUGUGCCCCUAUGCAAACUGUUCAUACUCGGUAUACAUCAGACAGUUUAUGUAAGAAGCAAGAAUUUAUAGUAGUUACACAGUGUGCUUUGUUGUAUCGGUCAUUUUGGAGAUUAUCAACUUACUUGUACAGUGCCAAGAGGAGCAGAGCAUCAUCCUUGCUUCAGAUGCUCCUGUAAUAUAAUAGAUAAAACAUGUAUAAACCAAGCCAAUUCUUAGGCAAUUUCCUGAGGUUUGUUAACAGACACUUUAAAGUAACUACAGUAAAAGCAGUUAUCCGUGAUGUUUUGAUGUAACGGCUGUGCAUUUAUAGAGCUGUGUAAGGACAGGCAACAACUUUAAUUGCAUUUUCUCACCAAUGGAGCAAGUAUUUAUAUAGUGGGCAAGUGUAACUGUUAUACUACACUUAUUAUUCUAAAGAUUAUUAUUACUAUUAUUUUUGUAUCUUAGAAAGUCAAUGUAAUAGAAAUUUAUUAGAGAUCUGCUACUUUAAAGCAAUUUUUGUCAUUUGCUUACAUGUGUAUUUAUUAGGAUGUAUCAUUUAGCAUGUGUCAGUGUUGUGGUGGAUAAUGUUCUCCUAGUGUUUGACCAGCAGUGAAUGCUUUGGUGUUUUGUACAAUGCAUUAUUUGAUCUUAAAUCCCCUUUCAUAAACAGUGCUUGAAAUUUGUUUUGCGUUCCUUUCCCAACAUACUUAACAGUGGUACUCUGAAGACACAGAAAAAGAAACUCCCACAAUACUUGGGAACUUGGUUAAAAACUAUAAAUCUAAAAUAACAUCAGUUUAAAGGUUCUUCUGAAGCACAUUUUAUAAUCUUACUCUGCUUUGACACCAGAAAUUCCAGUUGCUUGCUAUUUCCAGAGCAGCUUAAUUAGCAAGGCUGUUUUAUUCACUCAUUCUUCAAUAAAACACAUGCAGUACUAAA